AUGUCAAAGCGUCGCAGAGGUGAGGAGGACCAGUCCGAUGCGCCUUUUUCAAAAAGACGCCGGGACUCUGCAACUGGUGGCCCCGUUGACCGCCUGUCCUCGUUGAGCAAUGAGCUUUUGCUUCAUAUCUUGUCGUUUCUUCCAAUCUCAUCACUUGGUAUUAUCCCGUCGAUUCAAUGCUCUGAGCGGGGAUUCGGAGAUCUGGAAAAGACAAUAUUAUACCCAAUGGGUGCGCCCUCGAGCUCGCCGCUUGGCAAGUGCUAG
Penicillium waksmanii is the source of this 264-nucleotide messenger RNA. Its product is annotated as WD domain protein. The record is from RefSeq and is a predicted model, not a curated record. Bases 1 to 264 code for a protein of 87 amino acids. The transcript has 2 exons. NCBI's taxonomy places the organism in Eukaryota, Fungi, Ascomycota, Eurotiomycetes, Eurotiales, Aspergillaceae. Gene Ontology annotation, molecular function: protein binding.